AAUAGUUAAUUAAUAAAUUGGGUUGUGUUACAAUUUCUUCAUAGAAAGAGACAGAGAGAAAAUAGUGUAUUUUCCAGAAUCAUUCUUUCUUCCAACACAGAACCAUGAGACGAGAGUUUUUCAAUUUGGUUGCUUUCUCCAAUGGCUACGUUCAAAUCAUCUUUGCCCUUUUAAUUCUGAGCUGUUCUUCAAUCCCUCAAGUGCUUUCUUCCAUUCAUCAAUACCAAAACGAAUCCUUCAUCCAUCGUUCCAAUUCUUUCUUCUUCCAUGGCGGUAAUGAAGCUCUUUAUGCUUCUAAUGCCCACCCACUUUCCUCCAAUUCCACCGAUUCUGCGCACCAGUUGCUGGACGGAAUCUCCUUCAUCAGGUUCGAAUCGAUUACAUUUAGACGAACUAAAGAAUCAGCAGAACAGAAGAAUGAGAUGCAGCAAAAGACUGGGUUAAUUGAAGCUAUUAUUGUGGAAGUCAAAGAUAGGACAAAAAUAGGGGGGGCAUUUUUGAAUUCUGAUCUUAUAUGUUGUACUCAGAAGCUUGCAAGCAAUGGCUCUUGCAAGGUCGGGGAAGUUAUCAUUAAGCAGGAUUCAGAUUAUCCUAAUGGACCAAGAAGAAUUCAGACUUUCUUUGAAGGGAUAAGUGAAGAAGCUAAAAUGGAACCAACUACAAUCGAACUCAACAAAACUGGAAUGUAUUAUCUGUAUUUUAUGUUUUGCGAUCCGCAACUCCGAGGUACGUUGAUCAGUGGAAGAACAGUUUGGAGAAACCCAGAUGGUUAUUUACCAGGAAAGAUGGCUCCAAUGAUGACAUUCUUUGGCUAUAUGUCUUUUUCUUACCUUAUUCUGGGUCUUGUUUGGUUUCUCUGGUUUGUAAGAUAUUGGAAAGAUGUAAUGCAAUUGCACUACCAUAUUACUGGUGUCAUAGGUUUGGGAAUGUGUGAAAUGGCCCUUUGGUAUUUUGAAUAUUCAAAUUUUAAUUCCUCUGGAAAUCGACCGAUGGGAAUAACCAUUUGGGCAGUUACAUUCAGUGCUAUUAAGAAGACUGUUUCUAGGCUGCUUCUUCUAGUGGUUUCAAUGGGAUACGGGGUUGUGAGACCAACCCUUGGCGGUAUAACAACAAGAGUUAUCCUUCUUGGUGUUCUGUAUUUCUUGGCUUCUGAAGCACUUGAGCUUGUAGAGCAUUUAGGAAAUGUUAACGACUUCUCUGGAAAAACAAGGUUCUUUCUGGUGUUGCCAGUUGCUGUAUUGGACGCUUGCUUUAUUCUUUGGAUCUUUUCCUCACUAUCGAAAACCCUUGAGAAGCUUCAGGUUAGAAAAAGCAUGGCCAAACUUGAACUGUAUCGAAAGUUUACCAACUGCCUCGCAGUUACGGUGUUGGUCUCUAUAGUUUGGAUCGGAUAUGAGUUGUAUUUCAAUGCUGCAGACCCGUUGAGCGAGCUAUGGCGAAGAGCUUGGAUUAUUCCAGCCUUCUGGGUUUUGCUUUCUUUUGUUCUCUUGUUGAUUGUAUGUGUUCUUUGGGCUCCUUCUCAUAAUCCAUUGGCUAGAUUUGCAUACUCAGAGGACACUGGGGAUGAUGUCGAUGAGGAUGUUGUGGCACUAACUGGAGCCGGAAUAAAGGUAGCUCCAGAUCUAACUAACAAGCUAGAAAGGAAGGAAAGGAAGGCACCAUCUGCUUCAGAUCAUACUGUGUUCAGUCAUGGUGGAGAUCUUGAGGAAGAUAAAAGAGAGUGAUCCUCUCUCCUCUCUGUAUAUUUUGUUUCAUUUCUCUCACUAAGCUGCUUAAAAUGGAAGCCUAAUCACUCAUCAGUGCUUCAAAGUUGUACAAUCGUAUUGAAGAUGGAGGGUAGAGAUGAAGAAAAUGAAGGAUUGUUAACCUCUUUGAUCAACUAAGUUCCGUUGGAGAUUUGAAGGAAUCCUUGAAAAAUAUUUCUACUGUUUGCAGCUUCAACUUGGGUAGCCCUGAUAGAAUGAAAAUGAAAGGAGGAAAAAGCUUGUUUGAAUGUUGAUGAUCUAUUCUAGUCACUGUUUGUGAAAUGUAGACAAAUAUUGUAAUUUGCUGCUCCAAAAUGAUACUAAGAUAGACUUUCAAGUUCAGGCACUUGGACUCCAAGAUAUUAUAUUUGGCCAGUCA
This is a messenger RNA of Cucumis sativus (cucumber), 2124 nucleotides long. RefSeq names its product transmembrane protein 87A. The record is from RefSeq and is a predicted model, not a curated record. Gene Ontology annotation, cellular component: membrane; Golgi apparatus. The transcript is spliced from 5 exons. Bases 105 to 1724 code for a protein of 539 amino acids. Lineage: Eukaryota; Viridiplantae; Streptophyta; Magnoliopsida; Cucurbitales; Cucurbitaceae. Gene Ontology annotation, biological process: transport.